GCGCGCCGUGGGGCUGCGGCGGCCUGCCUGGAGGGUGCGCAAGGAGCGGGCGCGGAGCCGGCGGGCGGGCGGAGGAUAGCGCGGGCGCGGCACCGCGGGCCCGAGGGUCUGGCUGUCGCAGCGCCGGGCCGCCCCGACUCCGAGCUGCUGCUGAGAUGAGUGCAGUGUCGCAGCCCCAGGCUGCUCCCAGCCCGCUGGAGAAGUCACCCAGCACGGCGAUCCUGUGCAACACAUGUGGAAAUGUGUGCAAGGGCGAGGUGCUGCGGGUGCAGGACAAGUACUUCCACAUCAAGUGCUUCAUCUGCAAAGCAUGUGGCUGCGACCUGGCCGAGGGCGGCUUCUUCGUGCGGCAGGGCGAGUACAUCUGCACGCUGGACUACCAGAGGCUCUACGGCACCCGCUGCUUCAGCUGCGACCAGUUCAUCGAGGGUGAGGUGGUGUCGGCGCUGGGCAAGACCUACCACCCCGACUGCUUCGUGUGUGCCGUCUGCCGGCUGCCCUUCCCCCCUGGGGACCGAGUGACCUUCAACGGGAAGGAAUGCAUGUGCCAGAAGUGCUCCCUGCCCGUGUCGGUGGGCAGCAGCGCGCACCUGUCCCAGGGCCUCCGAAGUUGUGGGGGCUGCGGCACAGAAAUCAAGAACGGCCAGGCCCUGGUAGCCUUGGACAAGCACUGGCACUUGGGCUGUUUUAAGUGCAAGAGCUGUGGGAAGCUCCUGAACGCAGAGUACAUCAGCAAGGAUGGGCUGCCCUACUGCGAAGCCGACUACCACGCCAAGUUCGGCAUCCGCUGUGACAGCUGUGAGAAAUACAUCACGGGGCGCGUGCUGGAGGCCGGAGAGAAGCACUACCACCCUUCCUGCGCGCUAUGUGUCAGGUGCGGCCAAAUGUUUGCAGAAGGCGAAGAGAUGUAUCUUCAAGGUUCCUCCAUCUGGCAUCCGGCGUGUCGACAAGCAGCCAGAACUGAAGACAGAAACAAGGAAACCAGAACUUCCUCAGAGAGCAUCAUUUCUGUCCCUGCUUCCAGCACCUCAGGGUCUCCGAGCCGUGUGAUUUAUGCCAAGCUUGGUGGUGAGAUCCUGGACUACAGGGACUUGGCAGCCCUUCCGAAAAGUAAGGCCAUCUAUGACAUCGACCGCCCCGACAUGAUCUCCUACUCACCCUACAUCAGCCACUCUGCAGGGGACAGGCAGAGCUACGGCGAGUCCCCUCAGUUGCUCUCGCCAACGCCGACCGAGGGGGAUCAGGAUGACCGGUCCUACAAGCAGUGCCGGACCUCCAGCCCAAGCUCCACAGGGUCGGUGAGCCUCGGGCGCUACACUCCCACCUCACGGUCACCACAGCACUACAGCCGUCCAGCUGGUACUGUGAGUGUGGGUACCAGUAGCUGCCUCUCCCUGUCCCAACACCCAAGCCCUACAUCCGUGUUCAGACAUCAUUACAUCCCCUACUUCCGAGGCAGUGAAAGUGGCCGGAGCACCCCCAGCCUCUCCGUGCUCUCUGACAGCAAGCCGCCCCCCUCCACCUACCAGCAGGCACCUCGCCACUUCCACGUCCCAGACACUGGCGUAAAAGAUAACAUCUAUAGGAAACCCCCUAUCUACAGACAGCAUGGUCCUGUAGCCCAAUCCCAAAUUUCCAAGCUCUCUGGCCUGGUAUCAGUCUUGUCCUUGGUGGUGCAGGAGGCAGGGUACGGCAAAAGACAGACGGGCCCGAGCCCGCCGCCCGCUGCAGCUGCCAGGCGAUCGGAUGGGGAGGAUGGAAGCUUCGACCAGGAUAGCAGGAAGCAGAAGAGCAGCUGGCUGAUGCUCAAGGGGGAUGCAGACACAAGGACCAACUCUCCAGACCUGGACACCCAGUCCUUGUCCCACAGCAGCGGGACCGACAGAGACCCUCUCCAAAGGAUGGCAAGGGACAGCUUUCACUCACGAUUCCCCUAUUCCAAAUCUGACCCUCUCCCAGGACAUGGAAAGAAUGGCUUGGACCAGCGGAUCUAUCCGUAUGACUCCCUCAUCGUCACAAACCGAAUUCGCGUGAAACUGCCCAAAGACGUGGACCGGACGAGACUGGAGAGACACUUGUCGCCCGAGGAGUUCCAGGAAGUGUUUGGGAUGAGCAUUGAGGAGUUUGACCGCCUGGCCCUCUGGAAGAGGAAUGACCUUAAGAAGAAAGCCCUGUUGUUCUGACGGCCGCCAGCCUGCCCCACCGGUGUGUGCCGGAUGCCAAGGCGAGGGGCCCCUGGCGAAAACCACGCACACCCCUCCCACACACCUUGCUCUGGCUUCUCUGUGUCGAUGGGGUGGGCGGGAGGGGGUCCCCCAGCAGGUGCGGCCCCUGUGCCUGCCAGCGACGCUCCUGCCCGUAGUUUAGGGCCGAGACGGCUAGCUUCACACCACCCUUCCCCGCUGUGGCUUGGUGUCAGGGAGAGGCUGCAGAGUGGCUGUGUCAGGCAUCAGACAGAGCACACAGGUGGCUGCAACCCAGCCCACCUUCCCAGUGUUCUUGAGGUGCCCUGGCCCCGGUGCUAGGCACGUGGGGGACAGAGGUGGCCGGGAUGUGAGCUGUGAGGCUUGUUGAUGACAGGUGCUGACACCAUCAUCGGGGGUGGGCACACGGCCCUUCGGAGCCUGGGCAGCCUGGCCUCACAGGCAGACUCGCGGAUGGGGCAGCAAGCGUCUGGGACAGUGCCAAGAGUGGGGUGUGUGAUUUUUGCAGGCGUUUGUGAUGGGUCUCUUUAGGGACAAAUGUCAACAAAGGACAAGACAGGGCACCUUCCACCAGCGCCCCCCCAUGCGCUGCGUUCCUCUUCCAGAUCGCCCCCUAGAUGCCUACACGAUAUCUUUAAAGUAACACAGAAGUUUUUAUUUUAUUAAAAAGUAUAGCCUACUGAAACGCGAGAUGACAUAUAUAGAGUUUAAUUUUACGGUCCCUCCGCAGGGGAGCGGCCUCCAGCCUUAUUCUCCACCGCUCGGAUCUGUGUGGUUUCAGUCUGUUCUUGGUGUGGUCCUCAUACGUAGUGCUCCCUGUCUGGUUUCUUUUCUCUUUCGUUUUUCUUUUUCUCGUCACACAGGUAACCUUAAAGACAGACCCCUCUAAAUAACGCUUUGUAAAUACAUGUGAAGUAUAGCCACCACUGUUUUCCUUGCUGUUAUUUUUCCAAGUCUUGGAGAGAAAACAUCAUCCUCUGAUGGCCAAAGCCCUGGAAUCAAGGGUUUCCACGUACCCUGCCUAAUACCCGACGUAGCUCUUGAUGCACCAUCCUUGUGCUGUGACUGGCGGUGUCUCAGCCUGAAACAUAAACCCCACACGCCCCAGGAGCGAUAUGCUCCCUGAAACAGACAACCACACGCUGUUAGGGAGAGAAGGAUGGAGAUAGGAUGGAGAUAUGGCUCUUCUCAUCUUCGAAGCCAGCAGGGCAUCCCGGAGCAGGAGGCUGGCCGGGCUCCCCAAGCGAAGGCGUUGGUAUCUGUCAUUAGGCAUGUGUUAGGUUGCAGCGCCGGCCGUCACAGGAUGCUGAUAAGUGCGCUGAGAGGUGGCUGAAACACCAAAGUCUGUUUCCCCGUCUGCAGUGGGUGUUGCCUCUUUGUGUGUGUCCCGAGGUUCCUGCCUGUGAGUCGGCCUUACUCUGCUUCCUUAGCGCCCAUGACACGCCAAGUCCUGUUUCGCACUCGGCUUCUCACCCGCCUGGCUCGGCUAGGGAGAGGGAGUUUUUAGCACCUAAUAUGCUUCCUGCCAUUGCGCAAUCUGAGCCUGAGCAACUGGAAACCCCCAUUUCUCAUUAGUGCAAUGUCAUAUCUGAUCCCAGGAAGCCUGGAAAAUAAAAGACGAUGCAUUAUAACUUGCGGAA
Pongo pygmaeus (Bornean orangutan) is the source of this 3844-nucleotide messenger RNA. It is a transcript of the gene ABLIM2, whose product is annotated as actin binding LIM protein family member 2. Bases 156 to 2183 code for a protein of 675 amino acids. Gene Ontology annotation, biological process: cytoskeleton organization; lamellipodium assembly. The record is from RefSeq and is a predicted model, not a curated record. Gene Ontology annotation, cellular component: actin cytoskeleton. Gene Ontology annotation, molecular function: actin filament binding. NCBI's taxonomy places the organism in Eukaryota, Metazoa, Chordata, Mammalia, Primates, Hominidae. The transcript has 21 exons.